AUGUCAUUCGGUUUAACGUAUGCACCAGCAGCUCUCAUGGACUUUAUGAAUAGGGUCUUCAAGCCUUAUCUUGAGUUGUUCGUUAUCGUGUUUAUUGAUGCAAUCUUGAUUUAUUCUCGUAGCGAGACUGACCAUGCAGAACAUCUCAGAAUUGUGUUGCAGACACUGGAGGAUCACAAGCUAUAUGCAAAAUUUUCUAAUUGUGAAUUCUGGUUGAAAUCAGUAGCAUUUUUGGGCCAUGUCAUCUCAGGGGAAGGCGUGAAGGUGGACAUUCAGAAAAUAGAGGCAGUGAAGAAUUGGCCUAGACCCACCUCACUAUCCGAUAUAAGAAGUUUCUUGGGUCUAGCAGGCUAUUAUAGGCGUUUCGUAGAUGGAUUUUCUUCUAUCUCGUCCCCUUUGACUAGAUUAACUCAGAAGAAAGUCAAGUUUCAAUGGUCGGACGCGUGCGUGAAAAGUUUUGAGGAGUUAAAGAAGAGGCUGGCUUCAGCUCCAGUCCUGACACUACCGGAAUGA
Messenger RNA from Nicotiana attenuata, 513 nucleotides. RefSeq lists its product as uncharacterized. The transcript has a single exon. NCBI's taxonomy places the organism in Eukaryota, Viridiplantae, Streptophyta, Magnoliopsida, Solanales, Solanaceae. The record is from RefSeq and is a predicted model, not a curated record. The coding region runs from base 1 to 513 and encodes 170 amino acids.